Molecule: messenger RNA, 8090 nt
Organism: Carassius gibelio (silver crucian carp)
Lineage: Eukaryota; Metazoa; Chordata; Actinopteri; Cypriniformes; Cyprinidae
Product: interferon alpha/beta receptor 2-like
Exons: 9
Coding region: 153-1811 (552 amino acids)
Molecular function (GO): protein binding
Source: RefSeq, a predicted model, not a curated record
AAGCAGAGUUGGAACUUCCUUAUACGCCCGUUCAACUACCAUUUUUUUUACACUUAAAUAACGUCUCCUCUUGUUGUCAAAAGUAUAGGAUAUACCUGACGGAUUUACAGUUUGAGAUUGCUGCUGUUUGUGAAUUAUAAUCAACAAUCAAAAUGACGACCACUUACAUGGGGCAGCUUUUCCUCAUGUCUCUCUACUUUACAGUGCUUGACACAAUCCCUGUUCCUGUCAACUUUACAAUAUUGUCUCACAACUUCAAGCACAUUUUACAGUGGAGUCCUGGAAUAAAUUCUCCUCCACAGACAGUUUUCAAUUUAAAUCAAAGCUGUGGUAACAGAAAACCUGAACAUCUGCAACUGAACAUUAGAAAUACGGCAGUAGAUGUCUCUGAAACAUUCAAAGACAUCUAUACAUCCUGCACAUUCUUUCUUUGGGCAUCGAUUGACAACAUGACAUCAUCAAUAGUUAAUAAAAGUAUUACACCUUAUGAAGACACUAUUAUAGGUCCACCCAUUAUAUUUAUGUCUGGCUGUGGAGAUUGUCUGAAUAUCAGCAUCUCUCUACCCAGUGAAUCAAUGAAGAUAGAUCAUCUGCAUCCGUUUUAUAAUUCUGUGUCCUUCGAUAUAAGUUGGAAGAAAUCUGGACAGAAAGAGGCCAACCAGAUCUCUAUAUCCGGUAAACAGUAUGUCUUGCAGAAUCUUCAGCCUGGUGAACAGUACUGUGUUAGAGUAUUUCCCCAAAUCAUUUCUAACCUCAACACUCACCCUUCUGCUUGGCAGUGUGGAUACACCAGUAAAGAAGAGCCAAGAGGAAUGUUCUAUUUAAUGAGUUGGUCACUAGGAGCAGCAGUGUCAGGGUUAGGUUUGCUGUUGCUGGCUUUGAGUCUGGUUUACACUGGGUUUAUAUGUAAGCCCCCUCUUCCUAAAUCACUGAUUAACACCACUGAAGCCUACCAUCUAAUUCCUGAACAGACAUUAUUUGAGAGUGUGUGGACUGAUUCACAGUUAAUUUGGGCAUCUAAGAGUCAUCCCACCAAAAACAACAACCAAAUGAAUGUACAGGAAGAUGCAGAAAACAAGCAACAUGAAGAUGAGGAAAACUAUCUCAAUGAGGCAGAUACAGAGGAUGAGGAAGAAGAUGAAGGCAACUGCAACAACAUGGAUUGUGUAAUUGACAACAGUGGUCGGGAAACUAAUAACAGUGAAGAGAAGGCUAUAGUUUCUUUUUUGACUCUCCAUAACAGUUCAGGGAUCUGCCAUACAAAAGCAUCAUCCAUGGAACAAAUCCAUCAUGAUAAAUUUGAGUUUAAAAAGGAAUUUAUAUUAGACAUGUCUGAAGAUAGAAAAAGCCAUCUUGAAGAAAACAAUUCUGUGUUAGAAUCGAAGGGAAAUCAAGAUCGUUCAGGGCAUGUCUCUGGGAACAUCAACUUGUUUUCAGUCACUUUGAGUGCUCUGGGAUCGGAGGAUGAUUUGGAUGAGGAAGAGGCAUGUAAACCAUUACUACCUAAAUCAGUGGUAAGUGAAGUUCAAGAAUUAUCGACUUCUCACAUCUCUCUACUGGAGAAACAGAAAACAAGCCAACAGCUUUGUGCAUCCAUACAGAGAGAAAUUAAAACAGACAAUCAAAUGCAAAUGGAAUGCAAAGAUACCUCAGAAGAACAUACAGAAAGGUGUGUAUGUUCUGAUUUGGACAUGGGGAGUGAGUAUGAAACAACAUCAGGAUAUAUGAUAAACCAUACAGGAAACAUGCAUGAACAUAACAGUUCAUUGUCAGAGGGAACAGACUGUGAUACAGACUAUAUAACACGGUAAAGACGUGUCAGAACAUAUUCACAAUAUGAAUGUUUAUAAAAUGUUUGUGAUAAAAAUUGUAAAAUGUAAAUAUAUAUGUGAAAAAAUUUGGGACCAUUACGACUUCUUAAUGAAGUCUCUUCUGCUUGCCAAUGUUGCAUUUAUGGGCUCAAAAAUACAGUAAAACAAAUAUUGUCAAAUAUUACAAUUCAAAAUAACUAUUAUCUUACGAGAGUCCUCUCGUGUAGGGGAAAAUCCCUUUUUCUCGAGAAUACUGAAGCCAAAAAAUUAUCCUUAAUUUUGCAUUAAUUUAAAGCGCAUUUCUGCCCAAGCAGACCUAGGUGAGACAGCUUGCAUGCCUAUUGGUCGCUCUGCAGCAACUGCUGUAUCCUAUCGAAGGAUAAAUUAAAUUAAUGCAAAAUUAAGGAUACUUUUUUGGCUUAAGUAUUCUCGAGAAAAGGGGAUUUUCCCAUAGCAUAAGCUAUCUUACGCAACAAUCGUUCCCUCAUCUAGAGAGAAUGUCUUGGUUACUUACAGUAUGUUACCCUCGUUCCCUGAAGGAGGGAAUGGAGACGUAACACCUUUGAGUGGUUACAAAAUGAGCCAAUGGUACGCCGAGUACCUUGGUCUGCGGAAUUUGAAUCGCGAGCUCCACCCCGCAGAGUGGGUAUAUAAGGAGCAGUGCAAGCAACUCGCAUUCAGGUCCGAUCAAAACAUUAAACAGGUUCUCCCCACUCAGUGAUGCACCCACCAGUGAUGCGCAGGUUGAUCCAAAAUGAGCAGGUGCCUGCGCCUGAUCCAUAUUCAGGUCGCGGUCAGUCGGGUCGUUCGAAAUAAAGAUCCCAAUUAAACCUUUGUGAUUUAUAAAGUAAUAGACACAAUUUUUAAAUACAUAGGCCUACACUCUAUUGGCUGAAUAACUGGCACGAAUAGAGUGACCACCUGUCCCGCUUUACGUUGUACUGUACAGCAAUUUUACCCUUUGUCCCGCCUCAUGCAAACUGAGCAUAUGUCCCACUUUUUCAUUCGACCAUGACUAAUAAAUACACGGAUACGUCCAUAGGUGUACUGUUAAUUUAUGUCCAAUAGUUCAGAGGAGAGCAAUAAAAGCGUUAGUCGAUAGGUCGUACAUCAAUUAAACUGUUGACUGGUGCAUGAACGCCUCCUCCACAGUAGUGUCAACAAUCUCAAAUUGGAGCACGCGUGCACUAUUUGGUCAGGUUAGGGACUUAGACAGUAAAAGAAAGGUUAGGGGCCAUUCACAUAUCACGUCUUUUGCACGCUCAAGUUCGUUAUUUCAAAUGUAGGCGCACGGUAUGCACGCUCAUAAUGGAAGCGAUAUGUCAACAAUGGUCAACGUUGAAAGCUCAGCUAAGAUGAAGGAACAGCUGAUCAUAGCUGUAUAUGGAUUACCAUUUUUUAAUUAAUUUAACGUUAGUAGCAGAGCUACUGCAAGCAAUUUUUAGUGCUGCAAAUCCAUUUAUCCAUUGCUGAAAUUUCCGCGUCUUCAUGGAGAGAGCAGGUCAUGGUUGCUUAACAAAUGCAGAUGCAUCAGGAGCACAAGUGCUGAAGGCUUUUGGAAAAAAUCUGAAAGUGGCAUGCCUAGCGUUUUCCACGCGUUUUAGGCGUGAUAUGUGAACGGCCCCUUCAGCCAUGGCCAGUGUGGCAAUGAAAAAGAGAAGAUGCACUUUUAAUAGAGAAUGGACCACAACAUACAGUAGUCUUGGUUAAGACCUGUAGAUGGUGAAGCAGAGAGAGCAAAAGCAGUUUUUCUGUGGGACAUGGUGGAGAAUACGACAUGAAGUAACAGGGUGCAUGUGAGUACCACAGAAAAAUAGCAGAUCAUCAAGAAACAUGCAAAUCAGUGCAAUCAUUUUUCAGUAAACCAAAUGACCCAUAGGCUUACAAAGUUUCGGCAGCAGAAGUGAUGAGCAUUUAUCAUACCGUACAUUACACACAUUCAUAUCGCUCUACCCACUGCAGCAACAAGUUAGCCCCAGUAAUUUUUCCAGAUUCUGAAAUAGCUAAGAAAAAAGCUGUAGAAACUUCGGGUGAUAUUUUGGGUCAGGUAGUGUCGUAAUCUUUUAGUCGGUGGGUUUAAAAAUAAAUAUAGGCAAUAUAUUACAGGAAGCUUAAAAUGUCUACUUUUAAAUGAAAAUAUUCAAAACAAAAUACAUAUGCUAACGUUACUAUCUGAUUAUGUAAUCCAUAUGAAAUGUGCAUUUCUCUCUGACGUUCAUGGCAGGUCCAAUGCGACACAGAAAAAACUAGUUUAUUACUAAACAAUUAAAUGUCUCCUUGCUAAUUCAGACACAUUCAUAAUCAUUACUUUAAUUGGUUCUUUGUGGCAAGCCUUAUGUGUGCGGUCAUAAUGCUUAUUAUCCUGUAGGCUAUAGCCUAUUUAAGUAAUUAAAUGAAUAUAAAAGGGCGACGCGUUUACUACUUUUAAAAAAUGCGGGUCAGGAAGCGGGUCGGGUACAGUAUUUUAGUUUUCUUGUUUUGCGGUCCGAGUUGUGUUAGUUGAAAACGUCAGUCAGGUGUGGGUUGUUUAUACAUUAACCAGCGCAUCACUGGCACCCACUGAGAAACCUGAUGAAAGUGCUCUAGUUAUUGGCGAUUCUAUUGUACUGAACGUGAAUAUAGAGACACCAGCCACCAUAGUCAAAUGUUUACUUGGGAGCCAGAGAGCCUGACAUCUUGGCAAAUUUGCAAAGUGCUAGCUAAUGCUAAACAUAAAUACAGUAAGAUUGUUAUUCAUGCCGGCGCUAAUGAUGUUCGACUUCGCCAGUCGGAGAUCACUAAAAAUAACAUUAAAGAGGUGUUUGAACAUGCAAGCACGAUGUCAGACACUAUAAUAUGCCCUGCUUACCGUGGUGACAAGAUGCAUAGCAGAUUGUCAUCACUCAAUGGCCGGAUGUCUAAGUGGUGCCCACAGAAAAAGUUUCAUAGACAAUUGGAUGAGCUUUUGGGGCAGACCUGACAUGUUGAAAAGAGAUGGUCUUCAUACCUCCUGGGGUGGCGCCGCUCUUCUCUCUAGAAAUAUGGCAAAUAGUCUUAGAGUUUAUACUUGACUAAUUCGGGCCCAGGUCAGGAAGCAGACAGACUGGCUAAACCGACGUUCUGCUAGCUGCUUCACGUCACAGAGGUCAGUUAAUUCUCAGCACAUAGAGACUCUUUCACCUAGAUAUCACACUAUAGAGACUGUGUCUGUUCCCCGAACUAGAAAAUACAAAAAACAUCCAAACCAAGUUAAGAGUAACAAUUUAAUUGAGGUUCAACAAACAAAAAACAGAUGCAAUACGGAUAAACAAAUGAUAAAGCUUGGCUUAUUGAAUAGCAGAUCCCUUUCAACAAAAACACUUUUUGUAAAUAAUAUGAUCACUGAUCAUAAUAUAGAUGUGCUCUGUUUGACAGAAACCUGGCUAAAACCUGAUGAUUACAUUAUUGUAAAUGAGUCUACCCCAAGAUUACUUUUAUAAACAUGAGCCGCGUCUAAAAGGCAAAAGGUGUUGCUUCAAUUUAUAACAACGUUUUCAAGAUUUCUCAGGAGUAAUAAUGCUGAAAAUUCAGCUUUGCAUCACAGGAGUGCCAUUUCAAGGGUUGGCAUCAUCACUUCACAGGUACUGGUCAUAUGAAGUCUUUGCUCCUGCUAAUCAUAUCCAGCCUCUUACACUCUAAAUUUAGCUAUGGAUUACACCAACAAAAAGUGAGGUGAUCAUACUUGGGAAUUGGCACUUUUUCACAAAAAACAUUGAAAGACUUGCAAAACCAUGUGAACUGAGACUCAUUAUGAAUGUGAUGUCUCAUUACAGGGAUUCUUCAGGUGGUUCUGAAAGCAAAAUAGAGAAGGAGAAAAGCACAGGAGAAAUGGUAAUGUGAUGAUCCAUAUCAUAUCAUAUCAGUCCUGUGGCAUCAGUGCUCCUCCCCAAAAAGUGCUUCUACAGUAGCUAAGAAGUUUCAGUACAAAAAACAGUAGGCCUAAUAAAGUACAGGUUCACUGUGAUUAAUUAUAUAAUACAAUAAUAUUUUUUUGACACUGCUCACUUCAUUCUCACUUAGGUUCAUCAGCAUCCUUUGCAAUAAAUCUUAUUCUAUUAUUUAACUCCCCACCAAAAACAAUUUUUUAAAAGUCUUAAUUAGACAAUGAUCAAUGCAAGAAGAGGAUGUAUAAUUCCCUAAAUCUACAAAUUUAGUGAGGAAUAAUCUUAUAAUAAUCUAUUUUAAUUUACAAGGUAAUUUGAUUAGCUGUGUUGAUAAUAAACAAUUGUAUUCUAUGUGUCUUAUGCUGGGUACUCACCUAAAGAUAAAGAUGGGCUGAUUUUGGGUCGAUUUCCCCCCUUCCUAGCUAUGUUCCGAUUAUCUUGAUGGUUCUACAGAUUAUUUUAGCAGAUUUUCCCUUGGUGGGAGGUGUGUUAGGAGUGUCCGAACCUGAUCGGAAGAACGUCGGAGCCGCAUGGAUCGUGAAUUGUAAAUAUUCAACAUGUUUAAUAUUUACGAUCAGAAAUCCUGAUGUGUGGGGGGAACCCAGAGGAAAAACGCAUGCACGCUCUGGAGAGUAUCACGUGAAACGAAACAAUAUCCAAUCAGAAAACAAGAUGAUGGAAGAUGGAAGCAGUCAUGGCGCAGCACAAAGUGAAAUUUAUGUGGACAGUAGAAAUGGAGGAUCAGCUUGUUGAUUUGUGGCAACAGCAUGAAUGUUUAUACAACGUGUCAUGUAUUUUCUGGGGAAAUCAUUCCAAACACUAUGAUUGCAAUUUCUUCCUGCAUAUCACCUACCAUGCUUAUUCUGAAGUCUCGCAAGAUUUUGUGAGAUUUCCUGUGUUCACAGUCAAGAUUCUGGUUGAAAAUCUGUUCAUGUGCACUAUAGAGCAAAACGGUUAAAUCUAGGAUUUUUUUAUCCUCAUGUUUGUGGUCUAUCACAUUUUUACGGAGCCCUUCUGGAACCACUUUGUCAAAAAAAAAAAAAAAACUAACUCGUGGCCUUAAGAUAAGUUAACUCGUGGCCUCAAGAUACUAACUCGUGGCCUCAAGAUAAGUUAACUCGUGGCCUCAAGAUAAGCUAACUCGUGGCCUCAAGAUAAGCUAACUCAUGGCCUCAAGAUAGUGAAGUGUCUGACACAUAAACCCUUUGUUAUUAAACUGAAUCCUGUACUGUAGUACAAUGUAAUACUUCACAUUCUGUGCAAUAUUAUCUGUUUUAAUGUUCAGUGUAAUAGAAUUUGCUGCAGUUCGGUUUCUAUUUAUUUACUAGUACUGUUCAUCACAAUCAAUUCAAUUCUGUUAAUACAGUAAUAUAAAUCUUGUAGGCUGCAUUUCCAUAGUCCUUUAUAAUUCUUCUUCAUAUUUUAUAGCAUAUUUUUAUACUUUUUACAUGUAUAUAGGCUACUAGUUUUUUUUACCAACUUCUAUUAUUAUUUAUAUUCCUUUAAAUGUCUUGAUGUGCACAUCAACUGUGACACAAGAAUUGUCCCCCGGGUUAUCAAUAUCAAUAAAGAUCAAAGUAUUUCUGAUUCUGAUUUUAAGAUAGCCUGUAGUAGUGUGCAGACUGGUUCAUUAAUUAUUGAAGUGUUUCACAUUUUGGAAAAGCAUGUCUGUGUAGCCUACGAUAAAACGUCAGCAGAGGGCGUUCUAGGCUUAGGUCACGGUACCUCCCUCUGGCUGUAUGUAUUUAUGUGUGUUUCCCAGUUGACGGCAAGGAGUUGCGGGAUGAGAAUGCGUUAGAUGAUCAUAUGAAUAAUUAGCAUAACAAGUUAAGCAGGCUAAUUCAACAUUAAUGGCUAUCAAGUCCGAUAAAAUUUGUAACAUUAGUAACAGAGACUAAGAUAGCAGUGACUUGAUAGCCAUUAACGUUGAAUUAGCCUGCUUUACUUGUUAUUCUAAUCGUUAAUGCUUCCAGCUCGAACACCUAUAAGAGAUCGCUAACACAUGUGACCAACUGGGCGGCAACGUCAUCCGAAUGCAAAGAAUUAUGGGCAUGUUUGGCCAGUUAACAUCGUCUGGCAUAGCAGGCUAGUGUUCUGGCAUGAAAAUAAUGAAAAAUUAGCGUGAAAACUGAAUAUAAUCCUACAAAAUGCAGCGGGCUAAAGAAAACAUUGUCGGAGCAUACCGCCUAAAACUAAAUCCUAAUGCAAAGAUGAGAUAUGACAAGAAAAUAAAGAGAAUCAAAGAACUCGAUCCUUACGAGCAGAGCGUCUGGUCAAGGUAACACCCUCCAGCCCAAAAGAAGGGCAUGUGAAAAGGCUGUGUUGUGGUGCUUUUGCAGACAGCCUGAAGAGCUUGAUGACAUGUUUGCUUGCGACA